AUGCAGCUUUUUUCAUACGCCUUUGUAGCCGCUGUGGCAUUGGCAAACAAAGUUGUUCUUGACGAUGGCGCCAACAGCCAGGUCUGCGAAGGAAUGUACUCGCGCCACGACUGGGGCGGCUCUUAUAAGCCCCAUAUAGAUAUUCGCCUCAACCACUUUGGCAAGGACCAUUACGAUCCGAAAAACGACGGCAUCAAGCUGCCCGAGCAGUUCAAGCUCCACUACGUGAUUUUCGAGUACAAGGACUUUGACCGCUUGGGCAAGGUCGACGACGCGGGCAAGAAACACUACAUUUGUACUGAUAAGGCCGUGGACUAUGGCUUGUGUGACGAGUCCCAAAAGGGCAGUUUCUUGACUGACGGUGACGUUUCCAACAGCACCGUCUACACUGGCGAGAUGGAGCGCUUGGGCAAGGCGCCCUUGACGUACAAUGUGGAGAAAUCAGGCUACUACUGUGUGGCAACCUUUUCCGGCACUGACAAGAAGUACGAGGGCUGGGUCAACUUCCAGAACGCCUUUGGCGCUCUCAGCGCGUCGGAAAUCCCCAAAUUGCCCGCCUACGGCAUUUUGACUGUGUGCUAUGCGGUGAUUUUGGCGCUUUUCGGCUUCCAGUUCUUCAAGAAGAGAAAGCAGAACCAGAUCUUGCCCUUGCAAAAGUACUUGUUGGCGAUGCUCCUGUUUUUGACCUUUGACACGCUUGUCAUGUGGACGUACUACGACUUGGUCAACCGGACGUUUUCUCGUAACUGGUUUGUGCUGUUUUACAUGGUCUUCUUGUCGCUUAUGGACGCGGCAAAAAUCACCUUCUCUUUCUUCUUGUUAUUGUGCAUUGCCCUCGGCUAUGGUGUUGUGGUGUUGAAGCUUCCAAAGAAGGAAAUGAACAGAUGCAAGAUUCUUGCCGCAAUUCAUUUCACAGCAUCGAUGUUCUAUUUGAUUGGAAGCUACCAUUCGUCUUUCAAUGCGUCCGCAACGCGCUCGAGAGAUAUUCUGGAAGCCGACGAGAACGGAAGCAUUUGGAAUUUCAUCUUUAUGAUUCCUGUCGCCAUCACUUUGACUGUGUACUACGUAUUGAUUUUGGCCUCCAUCAGAAACACCACCGAAAAUUUGCACAAGCAGCGCCAGGUCAUCAAGUUGCAGUUGUACCAAAACCUAUUCCGCCUCAUUGCGGCGUCUGUUCUUUUGACCAUUGGUGGAAUGGUUCUUUCCGUUUUCAUUUUCGCCAGUUUGAGUGCCACUGAGUUCGUUGAGCUGCGUUGGAAAGGUGCGUACUUCAUGUACGACUUUUGGCCCAGUUUGGUCUUUUUUGGCGUUUUCAUUGGUAUCGCCUGGUUGUGGCGGCCUACUGAAGCCAGCUACAUGUUGGCGGUUUCUCAACAAGUGUCCACCGUUGAAGGUGACGAGGAACAAGGCGGCAAUGCAGGUUACCAGCAGGGCCAUGAGUUUGAGUUGGACGACUUAUCGUUAAUGAGCCACAGCGAUGAAGAGAAUGCGCAAAGAGACAGUUUCGAAUUGCAAAACCAGAGUCUCCCCAAUGAUGAGCCUCCAAAGUACAAGGAAGCUGAAACAGAAGCCCACACAGACUCUGCAGGCGCAAGCAACACGUUGUUUGAGCUUGGAGACGACGAUUUGGACCACGACGAUCAUGAGGAUGACAAGAAGGACAAGAGAUUGCAGACAUAA
Clavispora lusitaniae ATCC 42720 is the source of this 1680-nucleotide messenger RNA. RefSeq lists its product as uncharacterized. Lineage: Eukaryota; Fungi; Ascomycota; Pichiomycetes; Serinales; Metschnikowiaceae. Gene Ontology annotation, cellular component: Golgi apparatus; membrane. Gene Ontology annotation, biological process: retrograde transport, endosome to Golgi. The record is from RefSeq and is a predicted model, not a curated record.